CCACUCCCAAUUGGAUACACACUCCCAGAGGGAUACGUCUACCCACCAAAGCCAAAGAAAUCAACUCCUACAAAAAAACCAACGAACACAAAACAAGAGAAGCCAAUUGAGGCACUCCCAUUGCUUGCUCCAGCAGUCAAAGAUCUCUCCGCAUCUGAACCAAUUGUUUCACAACUCGCAGAGACGAUUGACAAUCUCUCUAAAUUCAUACAAGAUACUCCACAUGCCGCUGGAUCCGUCAAAGACGUCAUAAAUUCCGCUCAAGGUGAUUUGUCAGCUCUUGGACAACGCCUCGAGGCACUCAAAGAAGAAGAGAAGAAGAAACUCGAGGGAAGCCUCGAUGCACAAGCUAAAGAGUAUUCUAAGAUGCUUGUUGAGCAUGAGAAGCAAAUUCAAUCUCGCGUUGACUCUCAUGAACAAAACUGGAGAGAGCAAUUCGAUAAUGAGCGCAAGUCAAUUGCAGAAUCAUUCAAGAAGAAGCUCUCUGAGGAGCUCGCAACUCAAUCAGAAAUUAUUAACCAAAGAUUGAAGGAACAAGUUGUUGCCCAAGGUGUCGAAAUGCAAAGACGCUGGUUGCGCGAUAUCAAGCUCAAAGUUGAACAAGAACGUGGUGGUAGAUUGGCAAAGUUAGAAUCACUUGCUAAUGAUGUGAAGAAUCUCGAGCAGGUCACAUUCGACAAUGCUGAUUACGUUGAUGAUAACGUCAGAGUACACACACUCUGGUCAGCAUACAGAGCACUCGAAAGAGCAGUCGUUGGCAAGCUCUCCUUAACAACAUCAUCAGAUGAGAAGAAACCAUUCAGAAAAGAACUCGACGCACUCGUCAAAAUCGCUAAGGAGACUAAAGAAGAUACCGCUGGUGGUAAAGUCGUUGAAUCAGCCUUAGAGUCUCUCGAUCAAUCAAAAAUUCCAGACCAAGGUGUUGAGAGUGUCAGUGAUCUCUCAGAUUGGUAUAGGCAAUCAAUAGAACCAAAAGUCAGAAAGGUUGCAUUAGCUCCUGAAGUUGGCGCAGGUCCCCUUUCAAUUGCAGUUUCAACCGCCCUUUCUUCACUUUUGUUGUUCAAAAAGCAAGGACUUGUUGAAGGUAACGACGUAGCUUCCGUAUUAUCACGCGCAGACUACUACUUGUCGCAAAAGAAUCUUGACAUGGCGGCACGUGAACUGAAUCAGUUGACAGGAUGGCCAAAAACACUUCUCACAGACUGGCUUAAUGAAGCACGUAAGACAUUGCAUGUGCAACAGGCACUUGAUGUAAUUGAAACGGAAGCAACACUCGCAUCUCUACUUGUCAUCUAG
Wallemia mellicola CBS 633.66 is the source of this 1296-nucleotide messenger RNA. RefSeq lists its product as hypothetical. The record is from RefSeq and is a predicted model, not a curated record. Gene Ontology annotation, cellular component: MICOS complex. The annotation marks the transcript as partial. The transcript has 2 exons. Gene Ontology annotation, biological process: cristae formation. Lineage: Eukaryota; Fungi; Basidiomycota; Wallemiomycetes; Wallemiales; Wallemiaceae.